Solanum dulcamara is the source of this 522-nucleotide messenger RNA. Its product is annotated as cytochrome c oxidase subunit 3. Lineage: Eukaryota; Viridiplantae; Streptophyta; Magnoliopsida; Solanales; Solanaceae. Gene Ontology annotation, biological process: mitochondrial electron transport, cytochrome c to oxygen. Gene Ontology annotation, molecular function: cytochrome-c oxidase activity. Gene Ontology annotation, cellular component: mitochondrion; membrane. The record is from RefSeq and is a predicted model, not a curated record.
AUGAUUGAAUCUCAAAUGCAUUCUCAUUAUUUGGUAGAUACAAGUCCAUGACCUAUUUCAAAUUCACUUAGAGCUUUGGCAAUAAUCGUAGGAGAUGUGAUGUUAAUGUACUCAUUUUAAGGGGGUGCAACACUUCUCAGUUUAGACCUCAUAUUUCUCUUAUAUACCAUGUUUGUAUGCUGAUAUAAUGUUCUAUGUAAAUUCACGUUCGAAGAGCAUCAUACCCAAAUCGUACAAUUAGGACCUUGAUAUGAUUGAAUUUUGUUUAUUGUAUUGGAGUUAUGUUUAUUUUUUCUCUUUUUGGCCAUAUUUCAUUUUUCUUCGGCACCUAUAGUAGAGAUCAAAGCUAUUUGGACCCCAUAAAAGAUAGCAAAUUUUAGAUCCUUGAAAAUUCCUUUUCUUAAUAUCAUAUCCAUUUCAUGUGAAGUCAUCGUAAUUUGGGCUCAUCAUGAUACGCAAGGAAAAACACACCGAACAAUUUACUCUUUAGUAGCUAACAUUUCAAUGGCUUUAAAGUUUUAA